Messenger RNA from Calliphora vicina (urban bluebottle blowfly), 1581 nucleotides. Its product is annotated as proteoglycan 4-like. Gene Ontology annotation, biological process: chromosome condensation. The record is from RefSeq and is a predicted model, not a curated record. Gene Ontology annotation, molecular function: structural constituent of chromatin; DNA binding. The transcript has a single exon. Bases 1 to 1581 code for a protein of 526 amino acids. NCBI's taxonomy places the organism in Eukaryota, Metazoa, Arthropoda, Insecta, Diptera, Calliphoridae.
AUGCAGCUGUCAUUAAGAUUAGUUCCGCUAAUCCUAUUAAUUGGCAUAUGGAUUGAAACUACACAAUGUGCCAAAAUACCAGAAACAACAACGAUUGGUUCCAAGGAAGUUGGUAGUGAUGAAAGUGGAGUAGCAGAAACUGAAGACUAUGGAUAUACAGCAACUGGUUCAAGUACUUCGGAUGAUAAUGAAAAUGAAGAUUCUGGUAAAACUGAUACGGAUGGAAUUGAAACAGAUGUUAGUGGUAGAGAAAGCGAUGAAUCUGAAUCAACAGGUACUGGAGAGACAGAUGAAACUGGUGAUUCAGGUUCGUCUGGUAGUGGCUCUGAUGAAAAUAGUGAAACAGGCUUGACUGAUGAUGGAUCAGGUUCAUCUGGCUCGACAGAUAUGGAAGAAAUAAGUGAAUCAGGAACCAGUGCUAGUGCUAGUGGAGAAACUGGACUUAACGGGUCCGAAGAAACUAGUGAAACUGGACUGACUGGUGAUGGAUCAGAAUCGUCUGGUAGUGGCUCGACAGAUAUGGAAGAAAUAAGUGAAUCAGGAUCCAGUGGUAGUGGUACUGCAGGAACUAGUGCAACGGGAUUGACUAAUGAUGGAUCCGAAUCAACAAGUAGUAGCGAAAGUGAAAAUGGAUCAAUCGAGACGAAUGGUAGUAAAAAAACUGGACCAUUAGAAGUAGAAGAUACUGAUACUAGUAAUACAGUUUCUAGUGGAACAGGAUCAAGUGAAACUGAGACGAGCUCAACUGAUGACAGCAGUUCUGGCUCUAGUGUAUCAAGUGAAAGUGAAGACUCUGGUUCAAGUGGAAGUGGCAGUAGUGCGUCUGAUUCUACUGGAACUGGCUCUAGUACCACAGGAACUAGUUCAAGUGGCAGCGGAAGUGUUGUUAAAAAACCUAUCAAAUCUCCCAAUAAGAAAAAACCCACUACUAAGAAACCAGUUAAUAAAAAGCCUGUUACUAAAAAGCCAAUAAAUAUGAAACCUGUUAAUAAAAAGCCCAUUAAUAAAAGACCUGGUAACAAGAAACCGCUUAAUAAGAAACCCAAUGGAAAUAAAGUAUCCAAUAAAGCAAAAGGUAUCACAAAGCCGGUCAAUAAAAAACCUGGUAACAAAAAGCCUGUAAACCAAAACUCUGCAACUAGAAAUCCAGGCAAUAAAAAGCCUGUUAACCAAAAUACUGCAGCAAAAAAACCAGCAACCAAGAAACCUGCUGCUAAAAAUCACGCCACCAAGAAACCUGUUGCUAAAAAACCCGCCUCCAACAAACCUGUACCCAAAAAUCCUGCCAACAAAAAACCAGUGUCCCCAAAGACGGCUACCAAACAAACUGUGACUAAAAAGCCUGCUGCUAAAAACCCAAUAGUCAAAAAACCUGCAACCAUACGGCCUGCUAACAAAAUCCCAGCACCAAACAAGCCACAAGCCAAGAAACCUGUUACCCUUAAGCCGGUACCCAAAAAGGCUCCCAAUCAAAACAAUAAACCUAACGCUAAUAAACCUGCAAAUAAAAAUCCUAAGGGCAAAAAAUUAGCACCAACUAAACAUAUGAAUAAACGGCAAGUUCCUAACAAACAAGGUUAA